AAAUUCCAUCUCACCAUUUAUUUUGCUUUCACUCUCUUAAGCCACAUAAACUACUCCCUUCAUUUCUUCUUCGUUCUCCCCAUUCUUUCAGCAACUCACUUGGAACACCUUCAAUAAUGGCUCAAUUGUUAUCUCCGGUUUGCACAGAUCCGAUUCAAUUUCAAAACGGAUUGAGCACUUUGUGUCCAAGAAGCAACAGAUGUCGGAUGUUGGCGACCAACAAUAGUGUAAGGUGGAAUGGAAUUGGUCAUGGUGGGAGGAGGAGAAGAGGAUUUAGCAGAGUGAAAGUCGCCACUGAUCCGUUUCCGUCUUCGUCAGGUGCUCUGGCAGAUGAUUACUAUGCUGUUUUAGGACUGCUUCCAGAUGCUACUCCAGAGCAAAUCAAGAAAGCCUAUUAUAAUUGCAUGAAAUCAUGUCAUCCCGACUUGAGUGGCAAUGAUCCAGAGACUACAAACUUUUGCAUUUUCAUUAACGAGGUUUAUGAGGUUCUCAGCGAUCCAGCUCAGCGGAUGGUAUAUGAUGAAAUUCAUGGAUAUGCUUUGACUGCAAUAAAUCCUUUUCUUGAUGAUACCUGUCCAAGGGAUCAUGUAUUUGUUGAUGAAUUUAGCUGUAUAGGCUGCAAAAAUUGUGCCAAUGUCGCCUCAGACGUCUUCUCUAUAGAGGAGGACUUUGGUAGAGCCCGAGCAUGUAACCAGCAUGGAAACCCUGACUUGGUUCAACAAGCCAUUGAGAGUUGCCCUGUUGAUUGCAUUCAUUGGACUUCUGCUGCACAACUAUCUUUGCUUGAAGAUGAAAUGCGGAGGGUAGAAAGAGUGAAUGUUGCCCUGAUGCUUGCAGGAAUGGGUUCAUCCGCAGAUGUUUUUAGAAUGGCAAGCACUCGAUGGGAAAAGAGACAAAAUAAAGUCCUGGAACAAGCUAAAAUAAGAAUGAUGAAAUCGAAAGGUUCUAAUGACAAAGCUGAACCUUACUGGAGCGACCUUUGGGGCAAUGGUAAAAAUCGUCAAAGUACAGAAGAGGAAGUGAAAGAGAGAGCAAGCAGAGCAGCAGCAGCUGCACGAAGAUGGAGGGAGUACUCAAGACGAGGUGUAGACAAACCUGCCAGUUAUAAACUACCCGACACUGUCUCCAAGAGCGAAACAUGAAGUGUAAGUCGCUGAUGCCAUCUUGUAUGUAUACGGUGAAAAGUCAUGAUGCUUCGUGUUGAAAAUGAACCGUGCAGGUAUGCCCCAACUUUGUCUGUGAUGCAUGCAAGUUGUAUAUGCAUUUCCUGCGUCACCGAAAGUAUCUGUAUAUGCAUUAGUUGUAUAGAUAACUGAAUGAUUAAGAUAUAGUAUCGUGUAUAUGGUGUUUUUUCUUUUAUUUCAAUGUUAAAGGGUGGAACGUCUA
Messenger RNA from Cynara cardunculus var. scolymus (artichoke), 1386 nucleotides. Its product is annotated as chaperone protein dnaJ C76, chloroplastic. Lineage: Eukaryota; Viridiplantae; Streptophyta; Magnoliopsida; Asterales; Asteraceae. The coding region runs from base 117 to 1142 and encodes 341 amino acids. The record is from RefSeq and is a predicted model, not a curated record. The transcript is spliced from 9 exons. Gene Ontology annotation, molecular function: iron ion binding; electron transfer activity.